AUUUAUUUAUAAACAUUUGGAGGCUUAAAAAUAAAAGAAUUAAGCAUGUCAUCAAAGCCACUUAGACGACAAUUAUUCGGGAUUCGAACUUCAUUAAUCCCGAGCGUUUCUAUUACAAAUGUUUUUGGGCAAGAAGUAUCAACUUUAUAUGAGGAUAUAAUGGACCCAUCAUCAUUUACAACAUUACAAUUCCUGGAAACACCAGUACCAGGAACAGAAGAACAAGAUCAAAAAAUUAUGGAAAAAACAAAGCAGGCAGAAGCGUUACGAAAAAUUUAUACAAGUGAGCAAUUUCAACAUAAAGCUCUUGGAGAAGCGGUAAGAGAGAGUUUAAAACGUAUAAUUCAAGAUUUAAAAGAAGAUGAUUGGAUGUAUGAAGCAGAAGAAACGAAUUCAACCAUGUCUAGUCACGUGAAAGUCACGUGACUAAUAAGAAAAUUAAUCUAUGAAAUAUUAAGCAAUCCAUAGAAAU
Molecule: messenger RNA, 472 nt
Organism: Pneumocystis carinii B80
Lineage: Eukaryota; Fungi; Ascomycota; Pneumocystomycetes; Pneumocystales; Pneumocystaceae
Exons: 3
Coding region: 46-426 (126 amino acids)
Source: RefSeq, a predicted model, not a curated record